AUAUAUACCCGCAGUCCUGAAACGCUUACACAGUUAAUUUCCUAUGCAAACAAGAGUCAGUAAGAGGUUGAGGGUCACAGUUCCUGAGACACCAUGAGGAAGGUUCCUCUCUGUACACAGAAGAAAAUCGUGGAAAAAAACCAAGGAAGUGGCCAGAUGGGGAAUUUGAGCCCGUCACAAGGAUAGUGUGCUCGUACGACUGGCAGGAGAGGAUGCUGCUCUUUGCCAAGCCAAGCAACAAUGGGACACAGAGAACCCUGGUGACCAAAGAGCAUGGCAGCUCCUGGGUUCUCAGAAGAAGAGGAAAAACAUGUGCAUCAUCUUCUCCACUGAUUGUACAAGAUAGCAGAGGAAGAAAGUAACACACCGAAGUUUGUGAAAAAAAUUCAGGAACUCAACAGCCAAAAUACUACUUCUAACCUUGCUGCAACAAGAUGAACUUUCUGUCAACCUUUGUGACGUUUGAGAACCUCCAUGAGGUUCGGAGAUUGUGCCACUGGGGACCAGUCAUAGCCUUGUCUGUCAUUGCUAUAUGCUCGACUAUGGCAAUCAUGGACUCGAUUAUCUGGUACUGGCCUCUAGACACUACAGGUGGUAGCAUUAACUUCAUCAUGCUUCUCAACUGGACUGUCCUCAUCCUCUACAACUACUUCAAUGCUAUGUUUGUAGGACCUGGAUACAUUCCUCUUGGUUGGAAACCAGAGAAUCAACAGGAUACACAAUACCUACAGUACUGCAGAGUGUGCCAAGGAUACAAAGCCCCCAGAUCCCACCAUUGUCGCAAGUGUAACAGGUGCGUGAUGAAGAUGGACCACCACUGCCCUUGGAUCAACAACUGCUGCGGCCAUCUGAACCACGCCUACUUCACCAGCUUUCUGCUGCUGGCUCCACUGGGCUGCACGCACGCUGCUAUCAUCUUCAUUAUGACCAUGUACACACAGCUAUAUGAGAGGAUAUCAUUUGGAUGGAGCACUGUAAAGAUUGACAUGAGUGCUGUUCGUCAGUUCCAGCCCCUCAUGCCCUUUAGUGUGCCCGCCUUUGCUGCCACACUCUUUGCCUUAGGCCUGGCACUGGGCACCACCAUUGCUGUUGGCAUGCUUUUUGUCAUUCAGAUGAAAGUCAUCAUACGAAAUAAGACCUCGAUCGAGUCCUGGAUCGAGGAAAAGGCCAAAGACAGAAUACAGCACUACCAAACAGGGGAGGAAUUCAUCUUCCCAUAUGAUCUCGGCAGCCGCUGGCUGAACUUCAAGCAAGUUUUCACAUGGUCAGGGACGCCCAAGGGUGAUGGCAUUGAAUGGCCAGUCCAUCCCAAGUGUCACCAGUACACCUUAACUAUUGAGCAAUUGAAGCAGAAAGCUGAUAAAAGAGUGAGAAGUCAGGUCCAGUACCGGGCAGUGGAGGACUAUAAUGGAGCCUGUUGCCCUCUUAGCAAAGGUCUCCAAACCUUCUUCAGAACUCCCUGCACCGAGGAGCCCAGGAUCCCUCUGAAAAAAGGGGACACCAUCCUAGCCACCCGUGGAACAAAAUGGUGGAUGUAUGGAGACAAAGCUUUGAGUGAGGAGCAGAUAAGAGUGGGAGAACGUGUAAGAGGAUGGUUUCCAAGGCGAUGUGUGGAGAAGUGCCAUUAUGACACAGCUGCCAGUGAAAGCACCAGCGAUAAGAAAGUAAAUUAAUAUAUUUGAACAUGCUUUUUGUAGAGCAGGGAAGUGAAACUGAACAUUUAAUGUCUGUGUUCAUAAACAUACAUCCACUGAAGAUGUCAUGCCUGAUGCUACAGGCUUCCCAUCCAGAAGUCCAGACUUAGAUUUGAAUUCCUCUAACAUUUCAAUAUCAACUGUUUGUGGUUACUAUAAUUUUCAUUGUCUCACAGAGCAUUUUGCUUCUAAUAAUUUUUCUAAGAGGAUUACAGAAUCUUGAAGGGAUUCAGAUUGACUCCUCUGACCAAAAUAAAAAUCCAGCAAGAGUCUUACUUUCGAAGAAUUGCCACCAGGCUUUAAUGUGACUUUUGUGAUUCUAUUACUUUUUACUUGAAUCUGUUAUUUUUACUUGUGUUGAUGUCUGUUUUCGCUAAUUAUGCAAUGCCUCUGCCCAGCUAACCCCAGGGCCCCGUCAUGCAAUUCUUUCUACUGUUCUGAGAUAACACUUAAUUCCUUUUUUUAUUAUUUUUGUAAAAACAAAUUGUUGGCCUCAAAGUAUAAAUUGAAAAUUAAAAUGUUCCGCUGCAA
Cheilinus undulatus (humphead wrasse) is the source of this 2225-nucleotide messenger RNA. RefSeq names its product zinc finger DHHC-type palmitoyltransferase 6 (gene zdhhc6). Bases 435 to 1673 code for a protein of 412 amino acids. The record is from RefSeq and is a predicted model, not a curated record. NCBI's taxonomy places the organism in Eukaryota, Metazoa, Chordata, Actinopteri, Labriformes, Labridae. Gene Ontology annotation, cellular component: Golgi apparatus. Gene Ontology annotation, molecular function: palmitoyltransferase activity; protein binding. The transcript is spliced from 11 exons. Gene Ontology annotation, biological process: protein palmitoylation.